UGAAAAUCCCUAACCUAUCAAACUAUUUUAUUAUUCAAAAUAUUGUAAUAAUAAUUUUGGAUAAUUUAAAACAGUAAUUGUAAUUUAACUUGGCUGCGGCCAUAUUCUUUAUUGUGCUCACGUGUUAGGAUAGUAAUAUUUUAUGAAAUCGAAAAUGGAUGAACCUCCCAAAAGGGGCCGUGGACGAGGUCGGGGCGGUCGUGGUCGUGGCAGAGGACGAGGAAGGGGCCGAGGUCGAGGCAAGAAAGCCAUUAAAGUAAUCGAAAGUGAUGAAGAAGUCGAAGCCCCACCAGUAGAAGUACCCGAAGAUAUACAAGCCCAAGAAGAUGCUCCUGAAAAUAUUCCUCCACCUAUUGAUCUUGAGGCUGACAUCUCACAGUUGGAAGCUCCGACAUUUACAACCAUCAACAGAGGUCCACCAGAACCUAUGCUGCGCCUGGACUGGUCACAUAAAGUGAAUUUGAUUGGAGAAAAAGUGCUCAAUCCACUAAUUCAUUGCUGUGAUAAAUGUUUGAAACCUAUACUUAUUUAUGGGCGAAUGAUUCCUUGCAAACAUAUCUUCUGUCUAGCGUGUGGUAAACAAGAACAGAAACAGUGUCCCCGAUGUUUAGAAAAAGUUACAAGAGUGGAACAAACUGGACUAGGAACUGUAUUUAUGUGUACUCAUGGGGGUACACGUUACGGUCAAAGUGGUUGUCGUAGAACUUAUCUGUCACAACGCGAUCUACAAGCACACAUUAACCACCGACACGUGUCUAAUUUAUCGUUAAAUCCUCCACCAAUGGAAGUAGUUGAACCCGAAAGAACUUUACCCGUGCGUACUAAAACUGCCAACGAUCCAAGAUCAGGAGGUGGUGUUCCAGCUAAUCUAAGACCUAGAACUGUUCCUAUGCAAUCGGCCGGUGUACGGACUAAUCUCAUAACUGUGCCCAUUCAAGAAUCAGCUCCUACAAUCCACGAAAGUGUGCCUACAACUCAGACGUACUAUAACCAGUAUCAACAACCGGCAAAUUACACUCAACCUUUGCCUCCGAUGCACCUUCCUCCCCCUCAACAACAGCAACAGCAAGCCCAGUAUUAUGCUGCACCUCCUGCUUAUAGCCCAGCUCAAACGUAUCCCGCGUAUACUGGAACAACUACCGCCGUUGGCCAGUACGCUCCGCCUGCGCAGGUGCAGACUCGACAGCCGUACGAUUACAACACUGCCCCUCCACAAUGGACUAAUAAUCAACAAUAUUAUAGAUAGUUUUAAAUAUGUUAAUUAGUGAUGCGAGUUUAAACAUAGAGAACUGUAUGCUUCAAUGGAAAUUAUACUGAAUUUAUUUUUAAUUUAUGAUAUAAAUAUAUUGUUAAAUUUUAAUUAAAAAUUAAAGUACAGCAUUUUUAA
This is a messenger RNA of Diabrotica balteata, 1387 nucleotides long. The record is from the annotation of a GenBank genome assembly. NCBI's taxonomy places the organism in Eukaryota, Metazoa, Arthropoda, Insecta, Coleoptera, Chrysomelidae.